This is a messenger RNA of Cynoglossus semilaevis (tongue sole), 1599 nucleotides long. RefSeq names its product insulin-like growth factor-binding protein 5. The record is from RefSeq and is a predicted model, not a curated record. Bases 331 to 891 code for a protein of 186 amino acids. NCBI's taxonomy places the organism in Eukaryota, Metazoa, Chordata, Actinopteri, Pleuronectiformes, Cynoglossidae. Gene Ontology annotation, molecular function: insulin-like growth factor I binding; fibronectin binding; insulin-like growth factor II binding. Gene Ontology annotation, biological process: regulation of insulin-like growth factor receptor signaling pathway. Gene Ontology annotation, cellular component: extracellular region. The transcript is spliced from 4 exons.
AACAUUAUUAUCCUGUGGUAUGACAGACAACAAAUGGUAUGAGCAUGCAUUAGUGCGUGUAUGUGUCUGACAGAAAUGGGGUGUGUGCUCUACUGUGUGAAAAUGAGAGAGAAACUAACAUUCUCCAUCACGUACCCUCCCUUACCUUUUCCUGCUGCUUUGGGCUCUUUAUAAGCCACAGCCAGUGGUGUCUGUCAGCCUCAUUAUCACCUUGUCUUGGCUCGGGGGAAUUAUACAGCCCUUCUGAAACAGACAAACCGCAGUUUGUAGAACUUAAGACACAGAGAGAAGGAGCUGUCAUUAUUAGUUUAGGACGACUCUAGGUGCAGGAUGCUUCUGUGUUUAAACCUCAUGCUGCUGAUUUCACUGCAGACGGCUUGGUCAAGUCCACUGACCACACCAUCCAGAGGUUGCACUGCCUGCAAAACAAAGCCUUCACAGAGUCACUCGACACCAUCCAAUGGCUCUGCUCUCGCCCUCGGCGCGUCAUGUGGGGUCUACACUCAGGGUUGUGCUCCCGGUCUUCGAUGCGCGCCACCAGAGGAUGAACCCAGGCCUCUCCGUGCCCUGCUGGAAGGCAGAGGAGUCUGCAGCGCUUCCAGCAGUCCUAGCCCGACUACAGUGUUCAACGGGGCCGAUGCAACAGCCACCGACGAUCCGCAGGAGGCACCGUGUCGUAAACUGCUGAAUACACUGAUCAAAGGUCUGGAGGCCCAUUUAUUUAAGUUGCACCAUGAUAUCUAUAUGCCCAACUGUGACAGGAGGGGCUUCUUCAGAAGGAAGCAGUGUUGGUCGUCUCGGGGAAAGCAGCGCGGCAAGUGUUGGUGUGUGAACGAGAACGGCAUGCCGGUCACUUCAGUCGCCAAAAACAAAGGCAGCCUGAGUUGUUAAAACGCACACAGACGGCUGUGAAGUGAACGGAGGCUGACGCUUCAAAAACAGUCUGAUGUUUAAGGAAGAUGAAGGAACAGCCAGCAUCGAGGACACCUCCCACUCCACUCUCCAUCAGCCAGCAGCAGCUUCACACCACGAAAAACAACAACAACAACAACAUUGUCUCCUAGCGCCCUCUACUGAACGUACUUUAGGCUACAAUGAUGUCGACUGUCAAUUUGCUUUGCACAUAUUUUUCUCACACGUUCUAUCUACACAACUGUCUGAUGUUUUACAGUAACAGCUGGGAAAGUGUUUGGUUUAUUUGUGAAAGAAAUGUCCAUUUACACACAGUAUAACUGAGUAUUUUGUAUGCACUCAACGUAACUAUUUAUAUUUUUUUUCAGUUUUUCUACCUUAAAACCACUAAAACGAUAUUACUGUAAUAUUUGUACAUAAUCCAAUGUUCCCCUUAUUUAUGUUACUUUAAUAUAUUUUUAUUUAUCAUGACAUUUCUGACAAUUUGGAUCAUCCACAAGAGUAAACAACUAUGGUAUUAUUUAAAAUCCUCAUGUUUUUUUUUCACAUACAACUAUAUUGCAGUUAUUCUUCAUCAUCAGAGAAACGGAUGUACAAACCUACAAACAAAUGACAGAUACAAAUAAAUAGUAUAACAACAAGACCUGAGAAACAAUUCAUGUUUUUGUCUGCUAAUGCUAUGCUAAA